Corvus hawaiiensis (hawaiian crow) is the source of this 7903-nucleotide messenger RNA. It is a transcript of the gene SERINC5, whose product is annotated as serine incorporator 5. NCBI's taxonomy places the organism in Eukaryota, Metazoa, Chordata, Aves, Passeriformes, Corvidae. The transcript has 12 exons. Gene Ontology annotation, cellular component: membrane. The record is from RefSeq and is a predicted model, not a curated record. Bases 69 to 1466 code for a protein of 465 amino acids.
UAUGAGUGGACACACCGUGUAGGAUUUUCCCAAUUGCCAGGAAGGGCUCUCCAGGUCCUCACUGUGAAAUGGGGCUCCCCAGCAAUUUUGGACUCUGGAUGAUGCUGGCCUGCUGCUGCGGUACUGCUGCUUGUUCCUUGUGCUGCAAAUGCUGCCCCAAGAUAAAACAGUCAACCAGCACCCGCUUCAUGUAUGCGCUUUACUUCAUCCUUGUGACCAUCAUCUGCUGUGUCAUGAUGUCUACAACAGUAGCUAACGAAAUGAAAACUCAUAUUCCCUUCUACAAAGAGAUGUGCAAGGGUAUUCAGGCGGGUGAGAUGUGUGAGAAGUUGGUGGGAUACUCUGCAGUGUACAAAGUCUGUUUUGGAAUGGCCUGUUUCUUCUUUUUAUUCUUCUUGUUCACCAUCAAAAUUAACAGCAGCAAAAGCUGCCGAGCAUACAUUCAUAAUGGAUUCUGGCUUAUUAAACUUAUAGUUCUGGCAGCAAUGUGCUCAGGAGCCUUCUUCAUUCCUGAUCAGGACACUUUCCUCAAUGCCUGGCGCUAUGUAGGAGCAACAGGAGGGUUCCUUUUCAUUGCCAUUCAGCUCAUCCUGCUGGUUGAGUUUGCACACAAGUGGAAUAAAAAUUGGACUGCAGGUGCAAACCACAAGCAGGUGUGGAAUGGUUUGCUUGCCUUGGUCACUCUCAUCCUGUACUCCAUUGCUGUGGCAGCUCUGGUCCUCAUGGCUCUUUUCUACACGCGCUCAGAGGGCUGCAUGUACAACAAGGUCCUGAUUGGAGUGAACGGUGGCCUGUGCCUCUUUGUGUCCCUGGUGGCCAUAUCGCCCUGUGUCCAGAAUCGCCAGCCCCAUUCUGGUUUGCUGCAGUCAGGAGUUAUCAGCUGCUAUGUCAUGUACCUCACUUUCUCGGCACUAUCCAGCAAACCACCAGAAACUAUCCUGGAUGAAAACAACCAGAAUAUCACAAUCUGUGUCCCUGAAUUCAGUCAAGGCCUGCACAGAGAUGAAAACCUGGUUACUGGCUUGGGUACUACGAUUCUGUUUGGCUGCAUUUUAUAUUCUUGUUUGACCUCAACAACACGUGCAAGCUCAGAGGCACUGAGAGGAAUAUAUGCAACAGCUGAAACUGAAGUAGCUCGUUGCUGCUUUUGCUGUGUACCCGAUGGAGAUGCUGAUGCUGAAGAGCAUGUUGAGAAAAGGGGAGGCCAGACUGUGGUUUACGAUGAGAAGAAGGGCACAGUGUACAGUUAUGCCUACUUCCACUUUGUUUUCUUCCUGGCUUCUCUCUAUGUGAUGAUGACAGUAACUCACUGGUUCCAUUAUGAAAGUGCUCAGAUUGAAAAAUUCUUCACUGGAACCUGGUCUAUCUUCUGGAUUAAGAUGGUCUCCUGUUGGGUUUGUGUUGGUCUAUACUUAUGGACUCUUAUUGCUCCACUCUGUUGCCCAACCAGAGAGUUCUCAGUGUGAACAGUCAAAAGGUCAUUUUAAGUUUUUCUCUUUUUUUUUUUUUUUUUUGAAUGAGGAAACACCUUUUACCCACUUAUCAUAAUGUACCAGUUAUUACCUUUUUAGUCAGACUAAACAAAUGAUUGCAGACUUUUUUUACCAUUUUUUAUUAUCAUGAGCAAGCAUUGCCUAAGGGUACAAACCCGUUUUGAAACUUUACAAUGCUUAUGUGUGGUGUGUAUAAAACACAGUUGUUGCAUAAACUGGAAUAAGUGAAAUGCUUUUCAAAUAACUGACAAUCCUUCUCUGGCUUCAUUGACAAGAAAAGAAAAAAUCAUGGUGCAGAUGGUAUCUUCUUACUCCCCAUGAAUGUUUGGUAUCUUGUAGCAAAUAUGGAUUCAUUCCUUUUUAUACUCUUUCAUUAACUGUUUCUUUUACAGUUUGCAGUGGUGAUUUGGACUGCUGUUUUGUACAGCAUAUAAUUCUUGUAAGUAGUAUCCAGAUAAUUUUUUUCCAAAAACCUAUCUAAAUAAUUCUGUAGAAAUAAGAGAAUAUAUGAGAAUUUGACUGCCAAAGGAUCUACUAAAAAUUGUUUAUCUAAGUAUUAAAUAUAUUAAGUUAUUUUAUACCUGGAUUGAGAAAGGAGUGUAUCAAUGAUAGUAAAGUAUUUAUUCUAUUAUUACUUUAAAGGCACCUGGAUAUUUUAUGCAAUUCAGAUUUAGCCCAGUUAAUAACUGAAGGGGAGUUCUACACACAAAUUCUCAAACUGAAUUUUGUCCAAUUUUGCUUUGCCAGGUUACUCAAAAGUUGAGUGUACUGCAUGGGGAUGUAAGAAAAGGUACAUUCUUUAUUCACAAUGUUUGCUGUUGAGAAGAUGAUAGUUAAGGGAGCACUGCCAGUUGCUGUUAAAUUUAAAAGUGGGGUGCUUGUUUACUUUUCUACCCUGCUGUUUCAGCUUGUAUCUAAAGAUCUCCCAGGAUCUUCAGUUCUGUUUCCAUGACUAGUUUUUUAAUAUUUUAGAUGCAUUGAUGGUCAGAAGAGGACUAUAGUGUGUUGUCAUCUUUUCUGCUUGUGUGUUGGCUGGAAAGUAUUUUUUCUAACUGCUAUAUUUUUAUAUUCCUCUGUUGAUACUAGUUUUGCUGUUGGGAUGGGACUUAACCGAUCAAUAUAUUAAUGGAGACAGUUCUUUUGUAGGACUCCUAUUCCAAGCACUGGAGUAAGCAGUCAGAAAAGCAAAACCAGAAGACACAAAUAUAGCAAGCAGCUGCCUUAGUACAAAUGACUUGACAAUAUUAAAUACUACCUUGUCACCUUUUUUUUUUAAUUUAAGCAGAUGAUUUGGUGGUAGAACAACAGCUCAAAUGCCCUGAAUGCUGAAUAAGGUUGAAGCCACAUAGUUAUCUACAUUCUGGUGGGAUGAAUUUAUGGCUUAAGCUAGUCCUGGUGUUUUUUGUCUUCUCUCUCUUGACAUAUAUAUUCACACACAUGCACAGUUUGAAAUAUCAACCAAUUUAGCAGGUCUUUUUUAAAAAAUGUGAUUGAGCCUUAAAUCUUCAUCCACUGCUUUCUGCAAAACUGAGAAAAGCACAACACAGAGGCCAAUGUGUUGGCCAAAACAUUUGCAUGCCUUAGUUGUUCUGUUGCAAUAAUUAAUGGCUAAUGCCCACCUGGUGAGUAAUCUUAACAUCUCGGAUCUCAGUUCUGGUCCUGCUUUCAUUACCAUUUUUAGCUGCCUUGUUGCUAUGGUAUCCGAGGGCUUCUGUCCUGCUUGGAGCUUUCCAGGGAUGCGAUCUUCCCCACCCUGUGCACUCUUACCUAAAACAAAAUCUUCAGGUCUGAAGUCCUCUCUACUUACACCACCUAUUCCACCGAUUAGAGCCUCAAAAUACAUCUGUCCUGAGAUCUGAGGGAAGGAGGAGUCUGUCCAGCAGUGACUGCCCUGGCGUUCUUCUUGUUUGCAUCAAGAGUUAAAAAUAGCAGUUGAAUCUGGGCUUUGACACUGAGUUACAAAAGCAACAAAUAGCUCUAGACAGGGAGGCAGGUUUUUCUCUUUCCCUUUGCUUCUGCUGGGAGGUUUUGAUCCUGCCAAGAGGUCUGCUAGCAUGGGGACCUGUCAGGACACUUCUGCCUGCAUUUGGAGUCUCACUACACAGAUACUUCUCCAUCUGAAAAAGGCCUUUAUAAAUGCUUUUUCAAUCCAGAAGCAUCUAUCUGUCCAACCUCUAAGAUAAGAGCUUAUGGGCUGUGCAAUGAUGACUAACAGUUGUCCCACCUAACUCGUAGUAGCAAUUCUGACAAACAAUUUUGAUUCGGUGCUAUAGUUGUGUGCUGCAACUGCGAUAGUCCAGGCUCUUGAUUCUGCCUUGCCUGGUCCUAUCAGGCCUGCAAGAUUGCCUUCUAGUGCCAUAUAUGUUGUACUAUGAGAAACGAAGCUUUUUUCCCCUAAAUUAGCCAUGUGUUUGUAACAGAACAAUUGGGGAAAGGAGCUUUAUGGAAGAAGGCAUGCACUAUGUCAAGUUAUAAGGCAGGGAAUGGUACCUGUUGUCUGGUUCUGAUAGUAGGCAUCCUGGUCACAAAUGUGGCCCUUUGAUGUUCCUGUUUACAAAAACACUUAUUUUAUGCAGUAUUGCAUCAGGACUUUCUGCACCUCCUUGUGCCCUUUUUAAUAUAAUUUGUUUUAGGGAAAUAGGUUUUGCACAGAGGAAACAAGGCUGUGAAAAGAAAGUCCACAGUGAGGCAUGAGUCCAUUCUUCUUACACAGCACUUACCUCACUGGUUUGCUCCUCCAUCCUUCCCUACUACCGGCUAUCAACCUAAAGCAUCUAGAUCUGCAGGUAUACAUAGAGUGGGAAUAGGGCAGUGCCUGUUUACACAGUUUUGUCUACUUCUGAGCAAAUCUUCGGGGGAAAACCCCCAAAAUAAAUAACUUCAAGGGCCUCUGGGUCCACAGUGCCCCAGAUCCAGCUGUGGACUUCCAGGCCUUUCUAAGGAAUCAGUAACUAGUGGCACCUGGGUGUGCAAAGACUAGUUCCUCACCAAGACAAGGCUUCCUGCUGGCCAGGCAAACAUUACAGCCUUAGCAUUCUGUGUAAAAUCUGUACUGUGAACUUCCAUGUGCAACUACCUAAUAAAAUCCUCGGCUCGGGUCAAGGAAUCAAAUUCCCAGCCCAUAGAUUCCAAACAGUUCAUGCAAAUGGGCUUUUAAAAAAAAAACUUUUUAAGAAGUGCCUUCAUACCUACUGCUGUGAUAACUAUUAAUUCAGGUGGCACUAGAACUGGAAAACCUGGACUGAGCCUGUGACUGGGUGAUGCUGCCUUGUACGUUACACCAGUGUGUACAGGGCACAAUCAGACCCAGAGUGCAUGUGGAAGACCAAACAAUCUGUGCUUGACAAACCUUUGGGGAUAAGACUGCUUCAGGUAUUACUGUGCAGUGGGAAAUUAAGUGGGAAAACUCAAAAGUAGCCUGAUGCUUUUGUAAAUAAAUGAGUAGUUUUACAUUUAAGCUGUAAACAGUUAACUUUCUCUCCCUAUAGCUGAAAGUGUGGGUGACUGUCUGCUGAGGCAGUUCACUGCACAGUCUCUAUCCUGCCUUGUGCCAUGUUGUUCAUUGAAUUUGUUCCCAGACGUAAGUGGUGCAGCAUGUCUGGCUCCUAGUGGGUUUGGGCUGUGUGAAGUGAGGAAGCUUAUAAAGACAUCAAGACCAGAGAACAUGUCCUAUACUAAAUUUCCUCCAUUUAAAUUUGAACUAAUGCUAUCAUUUAAUGGACUCUUGGAGGAACACAGUGUUGGCAGAAGUUCUGCUGGGAAGGUGAAGCAAUUUUGUUGGCUUUUUUCUACUUUUUCAAAUUUGCUAUCAUAAAGAUUAUUUGGGACCUCACUGCUGCACUGUCGUCUGAGACUGGAACAAUUGUACUUUUCCUCGUGAAGGCAACCAAGAGCCACAGUCCUGAAUGGUUCUUGUUUGGGGUAAAAUAAGUGGGACAGAGUCAGAGAGCAAGUGUCUGAAUCCAAGUAACUGGACUAAAAAAUGAAACGAUAGAACUUUACUAGGAAUGUGUGGAAAGCAGGUGGAUAUGCUUGUUUGCUGUUUGCCACAUAGUUCCUCAACGUGUGCAGGCAGCCCUUGCAGCUGGAUGCCAAGUAAGGAGCUCCACUGCAAUCGUACAUCAGAGAUAUUGCAUGUUUUUGAUACUCUCAGCUUUCUCCUUCAAGCAUUUCCAUGAGGUUCAAGCAGCUUGUGCGUGCCUAGCUAACAUGGUAAAUCCUGGCUGGGUUGGGCUGCUUUCCUCUGAAAUGCAGAAUUCAGUGUUGCCAAUGUAUGCAUAGUUCAGAGAGAGGGUUUGUCCCCUCUCAGAAUCAUAAACACUGCAUGUCUAUUUAUUUAUUUAUUUUGUGUUUUAGCACCUUUUUACAAGUCUAUAAGCGCUUUGAGAUUAUAAAUUACGCACGCGUAAUUGCUUUGUCAGCUACUGCUGCAGCCAUUUCUGGGCUAGAACAUUGCUAUUAAUGAAGCAACCAUUGCACUCGUGAAAAAACUGAUUUUUAACAGUUCUUUGGCUUUGAAAGAUGGCGUCAGGAAAAUUUGAGUGCUUCAGAUAGUGCUGCUUGAACUUUGGCUAGCAGCCCACAGUAUCGUGGGCAUCUGAGCAAAUCAGCAACAAAGUAAUCUACAGACUUUUUAAACUGCACUGUAAAGAUUUUAUAAACUGCUAGGCUUUUCUCCUAAGUAAGUUGAUGAAGCAAAAUACCACAAGACUGUACCUGUGUGGCUAGAUGAGUUGAGAUCAUCCACAGCUAAAAUUUUGCUCUCAUCUUUCCUUCUGGGCUUUAGAAGCAAUAGAAGUCUUUUGCUUGGAGGCUAUAUCUUCUUGUUUUAUUUGCCUUUUUCUCCUUGGAUUUGUUUUUUAAAGGCAUUGUAAACCUGGUUCAUUCCCAGACAACCUGCUGCCUGCCAAAUGGGAUGUCUUUGGUGCUAGAAACUAGCAAAGACCACUUUGCCAAGUCUUACUGAUCUUUUCCUUUUCAUAGCAGGACAACCUGCAGCAUUGAAGCAGAGUCAAGGAUCAUAGUUUUUAUAACAUGGAUUGGUUUUCCUCUGUGAAAACUGCUUCUUUGUUUCCUGUAGUGGCCUACGAGUUCUUGUGGGAGGGAAACACAUAAUGAACGCCAUGACAUUUUACGUGUGUUUUCAGUUUUGUAAACAGUAGUUUGAAUUCAGUGUUUCACAUGACUGUACAAGUGAAUGCCAGGGGUCAAGUGCUUAGAAAGCUUUGGCUGUUUCUACUCAGAACAGGCUACAUAGCUUGGGAACUGGUAUGUCUCUGCAUUUUCUACAUCCUCAUGGCCCAGGUGCCCCAGGAUGGGGAUACAGACACACUGUGCAGAGUUUGAAGCAGCAACUUUGAGAGACUGGCAUGAUGACUGCUUUCUAAUGCCCGAAGAAAUUCUGUAGGCUUCAAGUAGGCCUUAAAUCCCGUUUGUUCGGAGGUUUUUUAUUGAAUCUGGAUUUGAUUUUUCUACACCUGUUCAAUAAUGUUGUUUUUAAAAAGUUAGAAUUUAUUUCAGAUAUAAGCCAGCUUGCUUCCCUGCUGCCUGCCAGUCUCCAAUAGUUCCCAGUGUGUAGCGUACAGAGAUUUUCACAGACUUGUUCAGAGCCGCAGUCGUCAGCUUUGAAACCACUCCAGCAGCCUAAAGCUUCUAGGGCUUAUGCUCACCAGAGCUUCAGGGUGCAGCAGUGCAGCCAUGCUUUUGCCAAAGAAGCCUCAGUGUGAAGCCAAGAAGAAAGUGCAAAGCCAAGAAUUUUGGAAAACUAUGGGGAAAUAAUGGAUCAUUUGACAUGCCAUAGCUUUAGUUUUGCUCUUAUCGAUACACAUCCAGGUGCUUAGGUGUCCUUUGGACAUCCAUGCAGACUUAAAGUGAGGAGAAUUAACUUCCAGAUAAAAUAAUUCUACUUUUAAUAUAGAAGCUGAGAAAAGAUUUACUAGGAGCAUAUGGGUUCAGUGUCUGCUUUUUGUUCACCACUGAUGUGUGGUGUUCAGUCGUAUAUAUGCCAUGUUCAAAAACUGGAUGCAAAACAGUCAAAAUAGAAACACAUUUUCUUAAUGGUGAGGGGAUUUUAAUUAGUCUUUUUCAAGGUUCUUAAUAUCUCAAGGGAACUUUUUGGUGUGUAUGUGUGUUUUUAUUUUAUUAAGCUGUAGCCCGGUGAAGUGGAAGUUUGCCAGUUUAUUUAACUUUUUUGCAAGUGUUGUGGUCUUUAGUAACUGUAACAGUUUGACUUUUAAGGAUUGGUAAAGAUUCCAGAAUUGUAAGAUCUUACUUGUAAAAUAGUCAACAGCUUUGCCUUUAUAGCAUGUUAAUGGUUUUUAUGGACACUUCCUUUUGUAUACUGAGUGAAUGUAUUGUUAUAGAUUUAAUGUUUAAUGGACCAAUAAAAUUUUUCUUACAUUUGAAAUGAA